UUUGUCCGUACACAUGUAGGUGAAUUAAGGGUUUGCAUAGUGAAUCACACCAAUGUUCCAUGCUUUCUCUUCGCAAAUCGUUGCCAACUCGCUAUUUCAGGCCAAUUUCCACGGUGUUCCCAUUGCAACGGUGGAUUCACCGCAUUUUUUCAUCAGCAACAGUUUCUUUCCAACAGGUAUCACAUGACCGUGAGAACAAGAUCAACGUUGUAUUCCAUUCUUGCACCGAGAUUGGUACUGCCAAGCAGCUUCACGCGCUUCUUACGGUGUUGGGUAAGGCUCAAAAUGUCGUUUUGUUCACCCAGCUUGUUACUUUGUAUGCCACUCUUGGGGACCUCUCAUUGUCUCGCAACACUUUUAAGCACAUUCAGAGGAAGAACAUUUUCACAUGGAACUCAAUGGUGGCUGCUUAUGUUCGGUGCGGGAGAUACCGUGAUGCUAUGGAUUGUGCCAGUAAGUUGUUAUCUAAUUCUGGUGUAAGACCUGACUUUUACACUUUCCCCCCAGUGUUGAAGGCGUGCAUGAGUGUGGUUGAUGGGGAGAAGAUGCAUUGCUGGGUUUUGAAGAUGGGUUUUGAGCAUGAUGUGUAUGUGGCUGCUUCCUUGAUCCAUCUGUAUUCAAGGUUUAGUGCUGUGGAUGUUGCCCACAAGGUAUUUGAUGAUAUGCUCGUACGGGAUAUAGGGUCUUGGAACGCGAUGAUUUCGGGGUUUCUUCAGAAUGGGAAAGCAACCAGGGCGUUGGGUGUUUUGGGUAGGAUGAAGGUUGAAGGGGUGGAGAUGGAUACAGUUACGGUGGCUAGUGUGCUUCCUGUUUGUGCGCAAGUGAAUGAUGUUGUUUGUGGGAUGUUGGUUCAUUUGUACGUGAUAAAGCAUGGGUUGGAAAGUGAUGUUUUUGUUUGCAAUGCUUUGAUUAAUAUGUAUUCGAAGUUUGGUAGGCUGCAGGAUGCACAGAGGAUUUUUGAUGGCAUGAAGGUGAGAGAUGUGGUGUCUUGGAAUUCUAUAAUAGCUGCAUAUGAGCAGAAUGAUGAUCCAGUUACUGCACUUGGUUUCUUUAAAGAGAUGCAGUUUGUGGCAAUGGGACCUGACUUAUUGACAGUUGUGAGUUUGAUCUCAAUUUUUGUUCAGUUAAGUGAUCUGAGGAUUGGCAGGGCUGUUCAUGGAUUUGUUGUGAGGCGUGGUUGGCUUGAGGAAGAUGUUGUUAUUGGUAAUGCUCUUGUGAAUAUGUAUGCCAAAUUGGGUUUGAUAGAUUGUGCACUUGCAGUUUUCGAACAGCUUCCUAGAAGAGAUGUAAUUUCAUGGAACACUUUGAUCACAGGUUACGCUCAAAAUGGUCUUGCAAGUGAGGCAAUUGAUGCUUACAACAUGAUGGGAGAAUGCAGAGCGAUAAUCCCCAACCAAGGAACAUGGGUGAGCAUUCUCCCAGCAUAUUCCCAUAUUGGAGCUUUGCAACAAGGAAUGAAAAUUCAUGGGAGGCUAAUCAAGAAUUCUCUUUACUUGGAUGUAUUUGUGGCUACCUGCCUAAUUGACAUGUAUGGGGAAUGUGGGAAGUUAGAGGAUGCAAUGUCCCUAUUCUAUGAAAUUCCCCGGGAAACUUCAGUCCCUUGGAAUGCAAUAAUAUCUUCUCUCGGGAUUCACGGGCAUGGAAAAGAAGCUGUGCAACUUUUCAAGGAUAUGCAAGCUGAAGGGGUAAAGGCUGACCAUAUAACUUUUGUAUCAUUGUUGUCGGCUUGUAGCCAUUCGGGUUUAGUUGAUGAGGGUCAAUGGUGCUUUGAUUUGAUGCAGAAAGAUUGUGGGGUCAAGCCCAAUUUGAAACAUUAUGGCUGCAUGGUGGAUUUAUUUGGAAGAGCUGGGUAUUUGGAGAAGGCAUAUAAUUUAGUAAACAAUAUGCCCAUACAAGCAGAUGCAUCCAUUUGGGGUACUCUCCUUGCUGCUUGUAGAAUACAUGGAAAUGCUGAAUUGGGUACUUUUGCUUUAGAUCGCUUGUUGGAAGUUGAUUCAGAGAACGUUGGCUAUUAUGUUUUGCUGUCAAAUAUCUAUGCAAAUGUUGGGAAAUGGGAAGGAGCAGUUAAAGUAAGAUCCUUAGCCAAAGAUAGAGGAUUGAGGAAAACUCCUGGAUGGAGCUCUGUUGUAGUAGGUAGUGUAGUUGAAGUCUUUUAUGCAGGGAACCAAACUCAUCCACAAUGUACAGAGAUAUACAAUGAAAUAAGGGUUUUGAAUGCUAAAAUGAAAAGCCUCGGUUAUGUUCCAGACUAUAGUUUUGUCCUACAAGACGUUGAGGAGGAUGAGAAAGAGCAAAUUUUGACAAGUCACAGUGAGAGGUUGGCCAUUGCAUUUGGACUUAUCAGCACCCCACCAAAAAGUCCCAUUAGGAUAUUUAAAAACUUGCGUGUUUGUGGUGAUUGCCACAAUGCUACCAAGUACAUAUCCAAAAUUACUGAAAGGGAAAUUAUUGUGAGGGAUUCUAACCGUUUUCAUCACUUUAAAGACGGGUUUUGUUCAUGUGGUGAUUACUGGUGACUGAUGAAUUUCCAUUUGUUAAUAUUUUUCUAGACUAAUUAUUUUCUUAUUUUAGAUUAGAUUUGAUUUUUUCAAAAAUAAAAAUUCUGUUAUUCCAAAUAUGUGUUAAUAUGAGCUUAUUAGAUAGAAUUUAGUUUAGUCUAGUUUUCUUUCAUAUUCAUUAGUUUAGCUCAAUUAAGUUUUCCUUAGUUACAUUUGCGGGUUUUGUUAUUUUUCAGAGUUAGUACUAGUUUGUAGCUUUUAGGCCAUAUCAGUUUCUGUUUUUAGACUUGAGUUCUGAUAUUCUCUUGUUCUUGAAUUUUCGCGUUUACUUAUUUUUGUUUCUGAACCUGAUGUGUUUUUUUCUUCUUUUUUUUUCGUGUCUUGAAUUAGGAAUUAGUAUAGUUCAUUGUCAUUUGUUGUUUCACAGUUUCAGUCACUUCAUUUUAGUUUUAUUUUCACUGCAUUUUAGCUUAUCACUGCAUUUUCGAUUCUGCUGUGCCUGGCCAUUCACUGCAUUCACUCUCAAAUGUUGUUUCUAGUUUCUGUCCAAUUUACAUGCAUUGCAUUUGUGUUUCUGCUGCCAGUCACUGUUUGCAUUUUAAUUUCACGGUUCCAGCCACUGUCCAGUUCUUCCCAACCACAAUAUCAUUUCAGCUUAGCCACCCCAUUUUAGCUUUAGCCCAUAUCACUUUUGACUACUAGUACUAUUUUGCAAAAUUUACUAAAAAUAGGCAGACAUUGAUUUUUGAGUCAAUUUUCUUUGUGCUGACUUCUAUUAGUGUAUAUUUGUUUGCAGAGUCUUUGCAUUCCGCAUAUUAGUCGUAGAUUCUGUUUUGCCAAAAUUUGGUGGUGUAAAAGCUUGAAAUGAUCGCAGCUCAAAAUGUGUUGAACUGUAGAAUGGCCGGAAGUUGUGUUUCAAUUCGGCUGGCCAACUUCCAAAGGAGUUUGAGGUCCCAAAUUUUCAAAAUUCUACCAUCUACUAUAUCUUUUCUAUUUUCUUAGUAUUUUUGCCCCAUGUUACUAGAUUUCAGAAAUUUAUUUCACUUACCUAUACUAUUCAGAAAAUUCUAAAACUUUUUUGUGGUAUUUUCUAGCUGUAAAUAGAGAUUCAAACUAGCUGUAUAUGGUGUUUUCUAGACCCUAUAUUUUAGAUCCUUUUUUUUUUAUACUUUGAUAUGUAGAACAUUCCAUUUAGUGUUUCACCCAUUUCUCUGUAUAUGGUGUUUUCUAGACCCUAUAUUUUAGAUCUUUUUUUUUUUAUACUUUGAUAUGUAGAACAUUCCACUUGGUGUUUCACCCAUUUCUUUUCUACUGUAUUGAUUUGUUUCUGCUUUUUGUGAGUACAUAUUUUGCAUCCUCUUUCUUACUAAUAUUCAUAGGACAUUCCAUAGAAUUCAUAUAAAAAUCGCAUAAUUUUUUUUCCAUGCAUUGCAUAUAGUUAGUCAUUUCUCACAGCAUAGUUCAUUUUGUUGUUUCAAUCUAUUUCACUGUUUACUGCUGCAGUUUUCAAUAUGUUUCUGUUCUCAGCCAAAUGUUACUCCUCAUGGUGCAAUGGAAAUUAAAGAUGAAGUUUCCAGUACAAAGCCUUCAAGUAGACCUGUCGAGACAAUUUUUGGAUUUAGAUGGAACAACAUUCAUGAAACCUGUGUUGGAGGAGGAGAGCAGCAGAAGGGAUUUGAUUCAUCAGCACACUGGAAACAUCUUUUUUUUUUUUUUCUGUUCUUUCUCACAUUGAGGACAAUGUUUGGCUCAAGGGUGGUGGGAGGUUUUAUUUCUCUUUUGCUGAUUGAUAGUUAUUCUCUGGUUUUCAUUUUAUAUUUGAGCUCAUUUCUGUUUGUUGUUUC
Vigna unguiculata (cowpea) is the source of this 4342-nucleotide messenger RNA. RefSeq names its product Tetratricopeptide repeat (TPR)-like superfamily protein. Gene Ontology annotation, molecular function: RNA binding; zinc ion binding; protein binding. NCBI's taxonomy places the organism in Eukaryota, Viridiplantae, Streptophyta, Magnoliopsida, Fabales, Fabaceae. Gene Ontology annotation, biological process: RNA modification. The record is from RefSeq and is a predicted model, not a curated record.